Molecule: messenger RNA, 1239 nt
Organism: Rodentolepis nana
Lineage: Eukaryota; Metazoa; Platyhelminthes; Cestoda; Cyclophyllidea; Hymenolepididae
Source: the annotation of a GenBank genome assembly
AUGGCAGUGGUACCCGAUCGUCGACUGGCCUUGAGCUCUCGACUCGACAAUCUUGAAAAGAACCGAUCCAUUCUCGAAAGGACCAUCCAACAACUCUCCAGCAGCAACGUCACCGCGGUUCAAGUGAAAUUGGAACAUAACGGAAGUUUGGAGACAGCUAACUCGACACCAGAUAUUAAUGGGAGUCCAGAACCAGACGAUACCCAUGAACAGCAGGAAAAUAAUACAGAGACAGAAUCAGAGGAUACCAAUGCGGAAAACUCCGAGGGAGGUGACGUUGGUUCAGAUGGACGCCCUCUGACACGAUCUGCUAGUCGUGCGGCUGCCGCCGCUGUAAGAUCUAAGCUCUUGAAACGCUCCCCUUCGCUUACCCCAUCGAAGAAAUUAAAUCUCCGCGGUUUCGGCAGCUCUGCUCCCUCACCUUCCUCUAUCUGUAUCGAUUUAACGGAGGAUCCAUCUCUAUGUGGUAACAACAAUAAUGCUGUUGCGGUUGAAGAGACCUCUGAGGGAGUUACUACGAGGAGAAAAAGUUUGGUAGUGAAAGAACAGGCUCCUCUUGCGAAAUAUCCCACACGUUCAUCAACCCGUCGAGAUACCAUUGCCUCUCAUUCUCUAGCCACCACGAAUCGAGUCGUCAAAGAAGAAGAGGGAACUUCACCGAAUAUUAAUUCCUCUGCCUCAUCGUCAAUGACUACAGCCUUCUUAACUACUGAGAAUUUGAGUCUUCUUCUUGCUAGUAUCGAGGCGCAGGCUAGAGCCUGUUCUUCAGCAUUGGCAGAAGAAGAAGCGAGACGACAGUCUUAUCGGGUGGAUGCUGCUCGACGAAUCCACAACUAUGAGCCCUUCAUCCGAGCAUUCUUAAAACAACUAAAAGAGCAUGGGAUGUUACAGAAACUGGUUGGUGAAGCUAACGCGAUUGGUAACAGCGGCAGUUCUAAUGGAAGACAGCUGAGAAAGAGACGACGUAUUAUUAAUUCUUCUGGGAAAUCGGCACAAAAGUCGACAAAUUGGUCGGCUUCAUCUGCGUCUGGGUCAACAUCCACAACAUCGUCCAUAAUGUCCACUGGAAAUGCGGGAGAUGGGAUAUCUGCGGCUGGAAGGGCAGUAAAGAGAGCUCGUCUGACUGCUGUCUCUGCAAAUAAUCGACCCUCUACGAGAAUGUCGACAAUGGGCAGUUCUAGAGUAUCCACAUCCCCCUCUUCCACUAGUCGCCGAAGAACGCCAAGGAGACCUCUGUGA